UAGAAAUGAACCCCCAUCGGCCAAUAAUUCCCCUGCAAGACCCCCCCCCCCCCCCCCCUUUCGCUAUUGCCCAUAAUUGGCGGCAGGAAAUGAGGGCCAAUAAUACCAAUCAGCCGUAUGGAGCGUAACCGCGUACUAGCGUGACGGUACCAGCUAAGGGCAGUUCUGCGUUUUCAUUUCAUUUCCCGCUGUGCAGGCGUCACUUGGUUGACCCCUUUCUGCUUUCUGCUUUCUGCUUUCUUUCUUCAUCUUCAUCGUCGCCGUCUGCUUCUUCUCCUCUCUCUCUCUCUCUCUCUCUCUUUUGUCUUCUUCCCUUCUCUUCUUCUUGUCUUCUCUCUCUUCGUCUCUCCUUUAAGGCUUUGCGACCCUCCCUCCCCCUCCGCAUCACCGUUCAUUUCUUUCUCUUCGACGACUUACUCCCGUCUUUUCCCUGACCACCGCUUCACUCCUUCAGCGGGCAUUCAUUCUUCACGAAGCCAAGAUCCUCACUCCUUCCACAUCCAAAUAACAACACCCCAAAGCAAAAAGCCAUAUUAUCUGUUCUGCCUGUCUCGCGAUAUCAACAUUAUCCCCGUUUUGACUGCGACACCAUGAAGGGAGCCCUCUUCUUUUCCGCCGCCGCGGCUGUCGCUGGCACGGCCCUGGGCCAUGUCGGCCAUCAACAGCACCACGGCUUCCACCAGCGUCGUGCCUAUCCGGCCAACCCCAUCCCCAGCGACAGCAGCAGCUACGAGGCUUCGCCUGCCCCGACCACCACCGGCGGCUAUGAGGCUUCGCCCAUUCCCACCCUCAGUUCCUACGUGGUUUCUCCCCCAGAUACCACUGAUGUAUCUCCUUAUCCCACUGAUGGCCCCGGUGGCGAUGAUGAUGGGAACUGUGGUUGCAUCACCAAGGUCAUCACUUACUAUGGAGAGCCAAGCCUGGUUGAGGAGAAGACGACGACCAUCAAGACGACCAGCACCACGACUACGACUGUCUCCGUCACUCCUGAACCUGAUCUUCCUACUCCAAUAGUCACCGUCUUCCCAACCCCAGGAACCUAUACUAUCCCAGCGACGACUAUCAUCGUUACCAGGGAAACUACUGUCUGCGCUGCGGAAAGCACUGCUGUUUCUCCUGGUGAGCACACCUACGGCGGUGUUACCACCGUUGUGACCACUGCAACCACUGUCACCUGCGACAUUGCCGUUACCAAACCCGUCGGCGAUACUGUCACUAGUGUUAUUGAGCAGACCACUUAUGUCUGCCCCACCCCUGGCACCUAUACCAUCGCUCCUUCAACCACUAGUGUUCCCGCCAGCACCGUCUUUGUAUAUCCCACCCCGGCCACCUACACGCCUGGCACCUACACUCAGCCCGCCCAGACCGUGACUGCCACAGAGACCAACUAUGUUUAUGUUUGCCCCGCCCCAACUGGUGAUCACCCCGCCCCUCCCGCUUACCCUACCUCCAAGCCAUCCCCCCCGGUCAAAGCUCCCGAGCCAAAGCCUCCCGUCGAGCCAAAGCCUCCAGCUGAGCAGAAACCCCCAACCCUUGGUGGCGGCGAGAAAUGGGGCAUGACCUACUCUCCUUACACCAAUGAUGGACAGUGCAAGGGCGCUGGUGCCGUCGCUGCCGAUAUCGCCCUCAUCAAGCUCAAGGGCUUCAAAACCGUCCGUGUCUACGGCACUGACUGCGACAGCCUCCAGAACAUUGGCAACGCGUGCAAACUGAACGGUCUCAAUAUGAUCCUCGGUGUUUUCGUCUCCAACAAGGGCAUUGAUGAAGCCAAGCAACAGGUCCAGCACAUUGUCGACUGGGGCAACUUCGGCAUGGUCGACUUGAUCGUCGUUGGUAACGAGGCGCUCCAUCAAGGUACCGCCAACGCAGGUUCCCUUGUUGGCCUCCUCGGCUACGCCAGGAGCUCCUUCAGGAAUGCCGGUUACAAUGGCCCAAUCACCACCACUGAGCCCCUCAACAAGUGGCUCGAGGCCGGCAAGAGUUUCUGCCCAUAUAUCGAUGUCAUUGGCGCCAACAUCCACUGCUUCUUCAAUCCCAACGUCGUUGCCUCCGAGUGCGGUAGCUUCAUCCAGAACCAGAUGAAGAUCCUCGGAGAGAUCUGCCCAGGGAAGGAUGUCAUCAACUUGGAGACCGGCUGGCCCAGCGGCGGCUCCAGCAAUGGAAAGGCCAUCGCUUCCAAGCAGGCUCAAACCGCCGCCAUCAAAUCCAUCAUCGACAAAGUUGGAUCCAAGUCCGUGUUCUUCUCCUUCUCCAACGAUCUCUGGAAGGACCCAGGUGCUUUUGGCGUCGAGCAAUACUGGGGAUGCGGUGAUCUCUUUUAAAUGACUGUGUAACACCUCAUUUGUUCCCUGCAACCUUGGUUUCUUUUCUUUUUCUUCUUUUACUUUUGUGUCAAGAUUACCCCCUCAAGUCAAUUGAAAAGAGAAAAUUAAAAGAAGAUUUUUUAUUUCCAAACUGUUGUUGCAUGGUUUAGACGAGAUGUUAUUGGGAGUUUUUUGUUUUUUUGUUUCCUGUUUGUUCGUUUUCCUUCUUACUUCACUUGAGAUAUGCUUUUCUGUUUCUAUCUUAUUCACUGUAUGUUUGCCUUUGGAAGAAAAAUCUGAUUUUAAUUAUCUUACAUAUUAUAAAUAAGCGGGAAACAACGGGAUGCAACAAACCUUAUCCUGUUUUUCUUAUUUUUUUCUCCUCUACAACAUCAUUCUUCUUGUUUUGCUCCUUUGCUCCAGGUCUUCGCGGGGCAAAAAGAAAAACGGGCACUGAAGACUGAAUCAGAACUGUGCAAGGGUGAUUGUGCAAGAACACAUUGGAAACAGUAUUCAUAUCCUCGUUACUUGACUAUUCACAUCCAGCCCUCACAUGAAUUGUUCCGAUUGAUGACCCCGCCUUCUCAAAAAGGCAAAAAUAAGAGAGAGGCAAAUGAAACAGAGCUUAUAUCAAUCUAUUUUAACUCACAGACAGAAAAAGAAAGAUAUAUUUUAUAUUAUUUUAUUAUAUAUUACAAGCCUCAAUCGCUC
Molecule: messenger RNA, 3014 nt
Organism: Blastomyces gilchristii SLH14081
Lineage: Eukaryota; Fungi; Ascomycota; Eurotiomycetes; Onygenales; Ajellomycetaceae
Product: beta-glucosidase 5
Exons: 2
Coding region: 591-2321 (576 amino acids)
Biological process (GO): cell wall organization
Cellular component (GO): extracellular region; fungal-type cell wall; cell surface
Molecular function (GO): glucan endo-1,3-beta-D-glucosidase activity; 1,3-beta-glucanosyltransferase activity
Source: RefSeq, a predicted model, not a curated record